CCCCAUUCCCCGCGCCCCCGCCCGCCUUCCAUCGCCCCAUCGCAACCAUGGUGAUGAUUCGUGAGUUCCGCAUCCCGGUGCCCAUUUCCCUUGACAACUAUGACAUCGCGCAGCUCUUCUGCGUGGCCGAGAUGUCCAAGGAGGAGACCUCCGGCGAUGCCGGUGUCGAGAUCCUGAAGAACGAGCCCUAUGACGAUCCCGUCCUCGGCAAGGGCCAGUACACCCAGAAGAUCUACCACCUCGGCACUCGUGUGCCCAAGUAUGUCCAGGUCCUGGCUCCGGCCAGCUCGCUCAUCCUGAUUGAGGACGCCUGGAACGGCUUCCCCUACACCAAGACCGUCCUGAAGAACCCCUUCCUCGGGGAUCGCUUCGAGCUUACCAUCACCACCAUCCACGCGGCCGACAAGGGCCAUCAGGAGAAUGCCCACAACCUGAGUGGCAGCCGGCUGAAGAACCGCGUUGUCGACUACAUCAACAUCGUCACCGACAAGGUCGAGCCCGACUCGUAUGAUGCCGCGUCCGAUCCCUCGCUCGUCGGCUGCGAGCGUGCCAACAUUUCCCCCCUGAAGCCCGACUGGCUGGAGACCCUGGCCGAUGAUGCGGAGGUCGUCACCGCCUACAAGCUGGUCGAGAUGAAGUUCAACGUCUUCGGCCUGGAGACCAAGGUUCAGAACUACAUGAUCAACUUCCAGCGCAACAUGCUUCUCCAGUUCAACCGCAAGAUCUUCUGCUACAUGGACCGCUGGCUCGGCAUGAGCAAGGAGGACGUCCGCGCCUUCGAGGACCAGAUCAAGCGCGAGCUGGACCAGGCCAAGCUCGAGCGCGAGGAGCUGUCCAAGCAGGGCAAGUCCUCCAAGAAGUCCUCCAAGAAGGACAAGGAGCCGGCCACCGCGGCCGCCGAGGCCGACGACGCGGCUGCCGAGGCCGCUGCUUCGGCCUUCCGUGCCGAGGCCGAGGCGUCCACCGUCCCCGCGUCCACCUGAGAGCAUGGCACAUGCCUUUUCUAGAGAGCUGCGCCUCCUUCCUGGUGUGCCUCUCUCUCCCCUCCUCCUCUUCUUCCUCCUCCUCCUUGAUAGCUCCCCCGCCCUGCCCCCCCCCCCCCCCUCGCCCAUGCCAGGGCGCUCCCUUUUCCCCGAAGAGAGGGCCAGGAGGAGAAGAUGGCAGGGUGAUGCGGCUCCUCCUCCCGCGGACCCCCCUCCCCCCGACUUAGGCUCGAGGGCGAGAGGGCACGCACCGAUGGGGCCCAGGCAUCGGGGGCACAUGACCCUUGGCCAUGGCCAUCACUGCCUCCCACCACGCGCCAUGUGCACAUGACGCCAGGUGUCCCACUCUCCUCGAGCCCCCUCCUGCGCGCGCGCGCGUGUGCACUCUCCUGUGUGUCUACACGUUCGCGUGUUGCUGCGUGAGAAGCACCACUCCCUCCCCACCCUCUCCCCCUACCCUACCCCACGAGACAGACCAGUUCCUCGCUUCGAUGGAGGGAGUGCGCGGAGGCCCCUCCAAACACAUCAUAAUACACUCGAA
Fonticula alba is the source of this 1524-nucleotide messenger RNA. RefSeq lists its product as hypothetical. NCBI's taxonomy places the organism in Eukaryota, Rotosphaerida, Fonticulaceae. The transcript is spliced from 8 exons. Gene Ontology annotation, biological process: phospholipid transport. Gene Ontology annotation, molecular function: phosphatidylcholine intramembrane carrier activity; phosphatidylinositol transfer activity; phosphatidylcholine binding. Bases 48 to 983 code for a protein of 311 amino acids. The record is from RefSeq and is a predicted model, not a curated record. Gene Ontology annotation, cellular component: cytoplasm.